Molecule: messenger RNA, 1506 nt
Organism: Candidula unifasciata
Lineage: Eukaryota; Metazoa; Mollusca; Gastropoda; Stylommatophora; Geomitridae
Source: the annotation of a GenBank genome assembly
GCGGAAGUAGAUAGGCUGAACCUUCUUCAUGAUGCCGACGUGGAUCGGCUGAACCAGACGAUGAACGAAUGCAGGGAGACAGUUUCGCGAGAACUCGCUCACAAAUGGACGGAGACAAUGAAGUCAGAAUGUAGCAAGUUAAAGCAGGAACUGAUUGAUCAGAGUGAAAGUGAGAAAAGAACAGCCCUCCUCCAGUUGUCGCGCCAGAAAGAUGAAGAGAUAGCUGCAACCCGAGCCCAGCAUGAGGCUCAGCUGGAGUGUCUCAAGAGCCAGAUUGAAGAGCUACAGUCCAGUCUAGACUCUGUUAAAUUAGAAGGUGAUGUAGACAAAGCCAGGCUGAAAUAUGAGCUAGAAAGGGAGAGAUCCCGUUUAAGCAAAGACCUGCUGGAGGCUGCAAAUGAGUAUUCCAGUAAGAUGAUGGCCAUGGAAAAGAAGCACAUGGAUGAGAAGGAAUUCCUGAGAGCUCAGUCAGAACGGGAGACAUAUGAUCUGGAAAGCAAGUUGAAGCAACGACACAUGGAAGAGCUUCAGAGCCAGAUGACAGCACAUAAGGCAGUCCUUGAGAAUACCAUCAAGCUGGAACAGAGGAACAAGCAAGAGGCACUGGAUGAGCUGAGAUCUAAGCACCAGAAUGAGACAGAAGCCUUGAGAAACAAGUUGGAACAGAAACUUACAACAGAAGUUGAUGCACUGAAACAGGCACAUUCUAAUGAGAUUAGAGUUGCCAGGAUGGAGCUGGACAGAGCGGUGGAAAUUUCCAAACAGAAGGAGAGGGAUUACCUGAUGCAGCUGGAGGAGCUUAAAGUGGAAAUAACCAUCAGAGAGCAACACAUUAAGAACCUGAAAGAUCAAGUUGCUCACCUGGAAGAAGAGAUCAGGAGACUGAAGAAGGAGAUAGAUGUCAAGACAUUGGAAGUACAGCAAGCACAAAGACAAGCAAGUCAGCAGCUGAUAUUACAAGAAGACAAACUGACCAGACAGAACCAAACAGCACAGGACAACUUGACAGCUGAUCACUUGAGGGAGAAACAGAUUAUGUUGAGUCAGUUCACCUCAGCCCAGGAUUUGCUGAAAGAUAAAAUUUCUUCUCUACAGAUAGAAGUGGAAGAAGCACACCAGCGUUAUCUCAAAAGAGAAUCUCGCCGUGAAGACCUGGAGCUGAUAGAUAAACUGAGAUGUGAGCUCUCUGAAAGAGAAACAAGAAUCAAAGACCUUAUUGAUGAAAAGAGAUUUUACCAGCUGGAACUAGUGAACCGGGAAACCAACUUUAAUAAAGUGUUUAAUGCAAACCCAAAUGUGGGCAUUCUAAAUCCCUUCCUGAAGCCAAGGAAGAAAGGUGAUAAACCAGGAAAGCCACCUGCUGGAGCUAGCUCAGCCAUGGGCAGCGGAUCCUCCAGUGGCCACCAGAGACUGGAGCCCUUGCCUGGAUCACCACUACAUGAUGGACUGCUGAACCCCACAAAACCACUGCCACUGCCAGGUUUUACCAAGAAAGUAGCCAACUGA